AUGGAGAGAACAGGUGGAGGUGUGGAGAACUCUGGAGCUGACAUCGGCCUGGUCGUCUGGUCUCUACUGACCUUCUGUCUUCUGUCUGGUCCUGCCACAGGUGACCAACAUGCCCACUGCUCUGAGUUCCUCUGUCUCAGCCCUCCGACUCUUCUGGUGAGGCUCCUCAGAUUCUCCUCUGAGCAGGGUCCCUGUGGUUACCCCUUAGACCUCCCUCCUUCAGGCCUGCCAUCUGGCCAGGGCCUCCCUCCACUUCCACCAGGCCUCCCAGGACUGGCCCCUGGUCCUGUGACCUGGAGCCCCCUCAGCCCCACAGUAGUGAUUGUCCCGGGUAGGAGGCCAGCCAGGCUGCAGCCCAGCUGGGCGAGGGUGAUGGCUGGGGAGCUGUUAGAGGCGGGGCUGGUUAAUGUCCUGGUAGCUGAUUGGCUGCUGCCCCCAGAGCAGGAGAUCACCGAAGGAGCCAGGCAGGUGGGAGAGAGGCUGGCACAGACCAUACAGACACUACUGGAGGUUCAGGGCUCUUCUCCAGAGCUGCUCCACCUGGUAGGGUUUGGUGUUGGGGCCCAUGUAGCUGGUGCGACUGGGGCCUGUUUGAAGGGAACUAUUGGCAGGAUCACAGGCCUGGAUCCGUUCUCACCCCUGUUUUCCGAGGCAGACAGCAGCCUGUCUCUGGAUCACACUGACGCUCAGUACGUGGAUGUGAUUCACACCAACUUCAACCCUCCCCUGGGGGUUCCCAGACCGUUGGGUCACGUUGAUUUCUACAUCGGCAGAGGAUAUCAACUCCCUGGUUGUCCUCAGUCUCUCAUGAAAAGAGAACAGUACUUGCUGUGCAGUCACCAACGGGCCUAUAGGUUGUUCACCAGCUCCAUCCAGUCCUCCACCAGCUCCAUCCAGUCCUCCUGCCCUCUCACAGCCUUCCCCUGCCAGGGAGUAGAGGACUUCCAGAGAGCUCUCUGUACACACUGUCACCACCCUGGCCUCAACAUCUGCCCCCAGUUGGGCUACGACAUUAGCUGGCUGCCUCCAGAUCGACCAAUCACCUUCCAGCCCCUGACCGCGGUCCUGGACAUCACAGCAACAGACCCGUUCUGUGUGACGCCGUUCCUGUUGGAGGUGCACCUGGAGGGAAACACCUCGUUAGAAGCCCAGCUAUUCAUUCAGCUGAAGGGAGACGUCAGGAAAACACCUGUCAUCUUGGUGUCCGGUCCUUCCCUGCUGCAGUUUGAGCCUCAUCAGAUACACCAGUUCAUGGUUUCCGUAGACCCCGCUGUUGGGGAGAUCAGAACCGUGGUACUUCACUUCUACUCUCAACGUCUCCUGUACUUGUCCUGGAGGAAGACAAGGAUUCGCAUCAGUCAUCUAGUACUGACACAACUACCCAGACACCAGGGGCUAGUAUCUUACAGGACCCGGAGUGUUACGGCAGUAGAGAACCAGAGAGUGGAAGUGUAUCUGCAGGAGGAUGAGUGAAGACGGAUGGGAGGCUUUUCAGGGGAGGUCAAAUGCUGUGCUGGGUAAUCAGAAUAUAACCAUUAAA
This is a messenger RNA of Salvelinus sp. IW2-2015, 1540 nucleotides long. Lineage: Eukaryota; Metazoa; Chordata; Actinopteri; Salmoniformes; Salmonidae. The record is from RefSeq and is a predicted model, not a curated record.